AUGUCUGCCAAUACAAAAGAUGAUGAGGGAUCAUCAAAUUCAAAUGGAAACUUAUCUUUUAAGCAUCUCUCAGAGUACUUGUUACAUCCAACUCAGAAUUUUUUUCACAAUUCCUCGAGAUAUGUUACUAACUCAAAUAACCAUAACCAAGUUGUUGCAAAGACUCUUUCAAUCACAAGUAAUACAGAUGAUACAGGUGUCAAUGAGCUCUUACUUAAUAACAACAAAUAUAAUAUGACUGUGCAUCCAGCUCAGCACUUACAAAAUACUAUUAAGAUGCAAAAGCACUUCUCAAAUUUACAUGGUAACGGUAAUACUCCAAGUUAUAGAAUCUCUUUAACAUCAAGUGGUUCAACAGUGGCGAAAGUUUAUAUGAAAAACAUAGAUUCGAACGGUAAAAAGAAAUAUUCAAAAGGUAAAGAGACACUGCAUUUAAAGAGAUUUAUUAAAAAUCAUUCUAAAAAUGAAACUUUCUUAGAAAAUUUGAAUAGAAAUCUAAGUAAUGUAAGUCAUACAAGCAAUUCAAGUUUUAAUUCCCUCUAUAGUGAUAACAAUCAGACUGAAAAACAGAUCAAUUCUAAAGUUAUUACAAGAAUAUCAUCUGUAUUGUCAAAUACAUCCAUUGCAACAACAAAUUCAGAUAAUAAACAACAUCAUUCUUUAAAUAGAAAUGACAACUAUUAUGGGAUCUUUGCGUUCACUGAUGAAUUAACAAAUAAUUUUGAAUUUAAAAUGUUGACAAGUGAGGAUACUAUCGAUACGCUCUUAAGAUUUUAUGGUCAACCAAUUAAAAAAGUAGGUGAAGGUGCUAGUGGAACUGUUAACGUAUUAAAAAAUUAUGAAAGACAAAAACUGUAUGCUGUAAAAAUAUUGAAUUCAAAUGAUAUUCCUGUACCUCAACAAAAUAAUAGCGAAGGAGAGCCUGCUAAUUAUCCUAAUAGAACAGUCUCUAAAAGAGAAUAUGCUGAGAAAGUCACCGCGGAAUACUCUAUAGGCUCAACUUUGCAUCAUUUAAAUUUAAUUAAAAUCCUGGGAAUGAUACAAAUGGAAUCGAUUGGAAUGUAUUACUUAAUAAUGGAGUUUGCUCAACAUGAUUUUUUUGAUGUAAUAAUGUCAGACAAUUUACAAGUUGAUUCAAUAAAUUGCUAUUUUAAGCAAAUUUGUAACGGUGUGCAAUACUUGCAUUCAAUGGGGAUCUCUCAUAGAGAUCUAAAGUUAGAUAAUUGUGUGGUGAAUCAUGAAGGUACCCUCAAGAUUAUCGACUUCGGAUGUGCUGUCAUUUUCAAUGAUGAUUUAAAUAGCGACAAAUGCGUAAAGGCUUUUGGAAUUACAGGUUCAGACCCCUACUUGGCACCAGAGUUAUUGAAUACAAUCAAUAGGAGAGCUUCAAACGGUUAUUACGAUCCUAGAGCGGUCGACGUAUGGUCACUGGCAAUAAUAUAUUAUUGUAUGGUUGUCAAAAAGUUUCCUUGGAAAUCGCCAAAGCUAAUGUACAACUCAUUCAGAUUAUUCUGUUCAAUCCCACAAUACCCUAAUGAUUCAUUGAUGGGUCCUUACAGAUUAUUAAAAUAUUUACCAGAAGAAUCAAGGCCAUUAUUGAGAGAAAUGAUCAAAAUUGAUCCCUUAGAUAGAAUACCAAUGAAUGAAAUCGUAAAAGAACGUUGGUUUCAAUCUAUUGUGUGCUGCACCGAAAAUCCUGCUUCUUUGCAUUACAGAUCGGCACCGUAUAGGAUUCAUAGUCAUGAUUUAAGAUUGGACAUUGACUAUACGUUCAGUUAA
Messenger RNA from Tetrapisispora phaffii CBS 4417, 1779 nucleotides. RefSeq names its product putative serine/threonine protein kinase RTK1 (gene RTK1). The coding region runs from base 1 to 1779 and encodes 592 amino acids. The transcript has a single exon. NCBI's taxonomy places the organism in Eukaryota, Fungi, Ascomycota, Saccharomycetes, Saccharomycetales, Saccharomycetaceae. Gene Ontology annotation, biological process: intracellular signal transduction; protein phosphorylation. Gene Ontology annotation, molecular function: ATP binding; protein serine/threonine kinase activity. The record is from RefSeq and is a predicted model, not a curated record.